GGCUGCAUCAGAUCAGCCAUUGCGGAGGCCUGGGGUCUCGUGUUGCUACCAUGCCGUCCCCAAUCUGUCUGCGUAGUUUCUCGCAGCUGUCCCUUGACAAGGCCGCCCACGCCGCAAUUGCACCGCGAUUGCUGCAUCCACGAGUAGCAUGCUUUUCCACAUCCGCCGCCCGCUAUGCGAACCCCUCACCCAAGAGAAAAGGCCAGACAGCAGCCCCGAAGAAGGGUGUCAAGUCGCUGAACACCAAAAAGGGCAAGAAGGCCGCUGUCGGAGACUCGGGCAAGCGACCGGCACAAGGCGAGCGCAAGGCGUUGCGGAAGCGCAUUGUGCUCAGCAACAACAACGCCCUGGAGGUGUCGUCCCUGAAGGAUCUCGACAAGUCGAAUGUCCUGGGCGAGCAGAAUGAGGGGCGCGUCAUGGGCCUGCCAGAGAAGGUGGUGGAUGCGCUGAGAGCCGUCGAGGCGUUCAAGACAAACCAGGGAUGGAGUUUCUUCCGGCGGCCGGCUGUGUUGAUGAGGAAGGAGACGGUUCAGCUGGCCGCGCUGUUCAAGGAGGUGGAAGACUCGGCCACGGGAGAGCAAAAGAAGACCGUGCGGAGGAUCCUCGCGGGGGAGAGGAUGAGUGGGAAGAGCACGCUGCUGCUGCAAGGCUUGACCAUGGGCUACCUUAGGGACUGGUUUGUUAUCAACCUCCCAGAAGCCCAGGACAUUGUCAACGCUCACACCGAGUACGCGCCUCUCGAGGGCUCGCAACCAACCCAAUACACCCAAGACACCUACACUGCGAGCCUCCUCCAGCAGAUUCUCAAGUCCAAUGCGCGUCUCCUUGAAUCUACAAAAAUUGCUACAAAGCCUGACCUGCCCGUUCCCCUGCCGGCGAACGCCUCCCUCAAAGACCUCGUUGCACUCGGAACCAACAACCCAGAGGCCUCCUGGUCCGUCUUCACUGCCCUCUGGCAGGAACUCUCACAGCCCGGCCGCCCUCCAGUACUCCUCGCCCUCGAUGGACUCUCCCAUGUUAUGCGCAACUCCGAGUACUUGUCCGCAGACGUAAAACCGAUCCACGCACACGACCUCACCAUCGUCCGCCACUUCGUCGACCACCUCUCCGGCACGAAGCAGCUCCCCAACGGCGGUCUUGUCCUGGGCGCAACAUCUCGCUCGAAUGCACCCACUUCCUCCGCCCUCGACUUUUGCAUUGAAGCUGCACAGGCGCGCCAGACGCAACCAGAUGACAUCCCGCAGUGGAACCCAUACAAGAAAGUCGAUGUGCGGGUUAUGGAGGCACUGAAAGACCUGAAGAGCAGCAGUGGGAAGGAGCUGGAUGUGAUCAAGGUUGGGGGACUGAGCAAGGAGGAGGCGAGGAGCAUCAUGGAGUACUACGCCGAGAGCGGCAUGUUGAGACACCGUGUUGAUGAUGGUUUCGUGAGUGAGAAGUGGAGUUUGGCAGGCAUGGGGAAUAUUGGGGAGUUGGAGAGGUCGAGUGUUAGGUUGCGGAUAUAGAUCUGCGGUUGUGGAUGAACGUGUAUUGUAUCCUUGUAGUGUGUGGAGUCUUGUAGGAUAUGUACAGCAUCUGCAUAUACGGUUCAUUCAUAGGCCCUCAUUGAGAAGUGUCUUGCUGUUUGUGCGGAAUUACUUGGUUUCAUUCUCUCGCAUCAGUGCCAACGGUACAUUGAGUCCAACACACUUCCCCAAUGCUCCAAUCCACAACAUCAAGUACU
Molecule: messenger RNA, 1720 nt
Organism: Dothidotthia symphoricarpi CBS 119687
Lineage: Eukaryota; Fungi; Ascomycota; Dothideomycetes; Pleosporales; Dothidotthiaceae
Exons: 2
Coding region: 51-1502 (483 amino acids)
Cellular component (GO): mitochondrial small ribosomal subunit
Molecular function (GO): structural constituent of ribosome
Source: RefSeq, a predicted model, not a curated record